UGUUUAUAAUGAAAAGAAUACAGAUGCAUAUAUAUAUAUAUAAAUAUUAAUUUAAUGAUGGGUAAUGGUUUGAUAUCACGUGAUUUCAUUAUCGUCGCUAGUGUUAAAGAUCAGUGACCACGCGUUCCAAGUUCCCAUCGUGGUUUACUGUAUUGUCAGAAAUUAAAAUAUUUUUGUCGUGAUCAAGAUAAUAGUUCAAAGUAUAUUGAACACUUUUAUUACGUUUCAACAUACAAAAUGUAACAUUCCUUUCCGUGUAUUGUACAUACAAUAUACAUAUAUUGUUUGUCAGUAUAAUCAAGGGUCCAGUUUCCUUUGCACCGUACAGUAUCAUUAUAUUAAAUAUUUAUCAAUGGAAUGUUACCACAUUUAUAUUAACGUGUAUCAAUAUUUUUGUUUAACAAAUAAAAAUAUUUGUUCUGAAUACAUUUUAACGUGUUAAGUACAAUGAAAACUGUACGAAAAUAAAAACUGAGGGCAAGGCCUUUCUUUAUAAUGGAUAAGUUUGAUUGAAAAAUUCAAGGUCGAAAUUUGUUCGUCUUUAUCAUUAACGAAAGAACAAAAUUCAUGAUGUAAUUAUUGUCUAAGAUGAUUUUACAAGAAGAAUUAUUCUAAUGCAAUAAGAAUGUCAAAGUUGAUAAGUGCUUUAUAUGUGUGUGAUUACAUCGAAUCAUUGUUACAUUUGCAUAUAUCGACGAUAUAUGUUCAUCACAUUAUUCAAAAGCAAUGAGAAAAUAUGCAUAAAUACAAGUUUACAAAUAUUCUGAUUGAAACAUUGAUUUUUGGUUGGUUUGCCCUUACCAGAGAAGCAAUUAAUGUAUCAAUAAGGUUAGGAAAAGGGCAUCAAUCAUGAAGAAUCCUGCAUCUCAUCAUUUAAAUGGAAAUAAUCAUCCUGUUACAACACAAAAUGUUUCUCCAUGCAUUGUGUCUCAUUGUGGAAACAUGUCAAACAAUUAUCAAGUACUGAAAGUAGCUGGACGUGAUUCUAACUGUUAUAUCGCAAACAAUAUUGUUCCAAAAAUUGGAAAACAACAGUUGGUGUCAUUGAAUGGAAAUUCUAUAUCUUGUAACAGUGUAAAUGUUAAUGAGGCUUUAGCCUGUGAUGUGGCUUCCAUGCCAGUUGUUAAAACUAAAGCCCUAUGUGUCCAUAUUCGAGAAAAUAAAUGGUAUGAUGCUGGUAACAUAGUUUCUGUGGGAGUUGCUGGAACUAGUUUAAGUCAUGCAUUGGAAAGUAUGUCUUUAGCUUAUAAUCCUACUACAAAACAAAUAUAUUCUUUGGAAGAAUCUAAUGAACCACAGCUUGAUUAUAAAUCACAAUAUUUAGAUUCUCCAUGCGAUUAUAAAGAAGAAUCAUUAAAUGAAAAUUUUAAAGUUGAAGAAGAUAAAUAUAAUAAAUUGGAAAGUGGAAGUGCAAAUAGCAGUCCUAGAAACAGUUUACCACGUUCUUGUAGCAGUACUGUGUCUUCCCUUAGCGAAGUGUCCCCAUCUGGCAGUUUUUUGAGUUCUGAUGAUCAGCAGACUGCUGAAAAAGCUGAAAAGUCCAAGCGCUGGGGACUGAAUACACUUUUUUCAAAAAAUGUUUUCUUAUGGAAGAACAAGGAUUCUCAACAAUCUACACCUACAAGUAGUCCAUCAAGGAAUAUAGAUAAAGUGGGGGGAAGUUUAGCUUUAAUUCAACAGCCUAGACCAGCAAAUUUACCAGCCAAAAAUGCAACAGAGGAAGAACGUCAUCGUAAGCAAUAUAAUGCUAUUUUAGAAGCUAUAAGAAAGCGAGAACUACGAGAAGAGAAAGAACGUAAGCAUCAAAGAGAAUUGCAACUUAAAGAGGAAGAAAGAUUAGCAGAAGACUCUCAUACUUGGAAUGUACAUAUUAUUCCAAAAUUUGAAAGUGUUAAAAAUUCCAAAAAAGUACGUGAAUUAUGGUGGCGUGGUCUUCCGCCUAGUGUUCGUGGCAAAGUAUGGAAGUUAGCAAUUCCAAAUAAUUUAAAUAUAACGACACACCUUUAUAAUAUAUGUUUAGACAAAGCAAUGUCAAAUCCUAUAAGUGAACCAUUAGCUGCAAUCAAAUUAGAUGUGUCUCGUACCUUUCCUAGCUUAUGUGUCUUUCAAGAAGGUGGACCACUAUCUCAUAGUCUUCAAGGUAUUUUGGCAGCCUACGCAGUUUAUAGACCUGAUGUAGGUUAUGUACAAGGUAUGAGUUUUAUAGGUGCUGUAUUAUCAUUAAACAUGGAACCUCCAGAUGCCUUUACCUGCUUUGCUAAUUUAUUAAAUCAUCCUUGCCACAGAGCUGCUUUUACAUUAGAUCAAAAGCAAAUGGAUAUUUAUUAUAAGGUAUAUUCUAGUGCACUUGCACAUAAAUUGCCAAAAAUUUUUUCUCAUUUUACAGUAGCUGGUCUUAGUCCAGACUUGUAUUUGUUGGAUUGGUUGUAUACUAUAUAUGCCAAAGCAAUGCCUCUGGAUGUUGCAUGUAGAAUCUGGGAUGUUUUUUUGAGAGAUGGGGAUGAGUUCCUCUUCAGAACAGCACUUGGUGUGCUACAUUUAUAUCAAGAAGAAUUAUUGAAAAUGGAUUUUGUACAUGGAGCACAAUUUCUUACUAGGUUGCCAGAAAAUUUGCAGGCAGAAGCUUUAUUCAACAGUAUUAGUCAAAUGUCUACUACUGUUGGAACAACCACGUUCCAACAAAUGUUAGCUCAAUUUUCUUCGUUGUAAUUUUAUGAAUUAUAACGAAGUAUAUGAAAAUGUAGUCAUAUUUAGAAAAAAGAAUCUCAAAUGCUAUUUUUCUUAUUGUGAUUAAUGAAAGAUAUUUUUAUUGAUAUUGAAAAUCUUUCCUAAUGAAAAUUAAUUUAUAGUAAA
Messenger RNA from Megachile rotundata (alfalfa leafcutting bee), 2853 nucleotides. Its product is annotated as TBC1 domain family member 14. The record is from RefSeq and is a predicted model, not a curated record. Gene Ontology annotation, molecular function: small GTPase binding; GTPase activator activity. Lineage: Eukaryota; Metazoa; Arthropoda; Insecta; Hymenoptera; Megachilidae. Gene Ontology annotation, biological process: regulation of GTPase activity.